UGGAAUUGGUCAGAACUGGUCAAGAAUUGGUUGGAAUUGGAAUUGGUUUGAAUUGGUUGAAACUGAUAUGGAAUUGGCUCAAAAUGACUAA
Molecule: messenger RNA, 91 nt
Organism: Adineta steineri
Lineage: Eukaryota; Metazoa; Rotifera; Eurotatoria; Adinetida; Adinetidae
Source: the annotation of a GenBank genome assembly